Messenger RNA from Babjeviella inositovora NRRL Y-12698, 2416 nucleotides. Its product is annotated as serine-type carboxypeptidase. Gene Ontology annotation, molecular function: serine-type carboxypeptidase activity. The transcript has a single exon. Gene Ontology annotation, cellular component: trans-Golgi network. NCBI's taxonomy places the organism in Eukaryota, Fungi, Ascomycota, Pichiomycetes, Serinales. The record is from RefSeq and is a predicted model, not a curated record. Gene Ontology annotation, biological process: apoptotic process; proteolysis. The coding region runs from base 305 to 2329 and encodes 674 amino acids.
UUGUGCAGAUACACCCGUAACGGAUUCAUUGUCACGGGAACUACCGCCAACUGGUUGACAUUCAUCAGCUUACUUCCGCUCUCUAAGACACCUACAAGCACAUAGACAUUCACAGAUCUACCACCCGUAGAUCUUUGCACCUAUUUGCUUAAAAGACAGAACUCAUCGAAAAGGUCUGUCCCCCUUUGCAUCUAUAAACUGCUUGCACCCACGAUCAGUCAUCGUUCACCCCGGUAACAUAUCUAACCUCCAAAUUGCGCUUUUCUCACCAUCUACAUUCACUCUAUGGACUAGAUCUCUUGCCAUGAACAUUCGCCACAGUUACCUAUUACCAUUCAUAUGCUUGCUCGCAGCAGUUCUAGCCCAGCCGAGCAGCGCCGCAAAUACCUUUCCUCCACGCGACAAAUUUGCCACGCGCGACGAGUACCUCGUGCGCGACCUCCCAGGCCUCUCGAAGCUUGAUGAUGCCGACCGCCCACUCAUGUAUGCAGGCCAGCUCGAGCUUUACCCCCAGAACCACACCGAGUACUUCUUCUGGAAGUUCCUCGACGAGGCCUCGCCGAAAACCCAGCUCAUCUUCUGGCUUAACGGCGGCCCCGGUUGUUCCUCCCUCGACGGGGCGCUCAUGGAAUCUGGGCCUCUUCGUGUAAACCACCUACGGGAGGUGAUUGCAAACAACGGUUCGUGGCACCGCAAGGCGGACAUUGUGUAUGUCGACCAGCCCGGUGGCACCGGUUUCAGCGUGACUGAAGCGUGGGACCGCGAACUCAGCGAGGUAACCUUUGACUUCAUGGUGUUUCUCCAGCGCUAUUUCGCAGUGUUUCCUGAAGAUAUGAAUAAAGAGAUUUAUAUCGCGGGAGAGAGUUAUGCGGGUCAGUAUAUCCCAUACAUUGCGCAGGGUAUCUUACGCCGCAACUUACAGAAGAAAGUGAACGAUCCAGAAUACAAGCUUAAGGGGGUGAUGAUUGGUAAUGGAUGGAUCGAUCCGAAUCAACAGAGCCUCUCGUACCUUCCGUUUGCGAUGGAGCGGAAGUUGUUAGACGUUCAGAACCACGGGUACCGCAAGCUCUUGGAGCAGCAAGAGAUGUGCCAAAACCGAAUCUCACACGCGACAGGGGACGAAAAGGAGCUGCUUUCCUUCGACGAAUGCGAGGUAAUUCUCUCGUAUCUCUUCCAUAUGACUUUGGACCAUUCUGCCCCGAAGGAUCAGCAGUGCUUGAACAUGUAUGACAUGCGGUUGAAGGACUCGUAUCCGUCUUGUGGCAUGAAUUGGCCGCCGGAUUUGACCGACAUCUAUCCGUUUUUAGCCACUGAGGGUGUUAUGGCGCUGUUGAACAUCCAUCACACGAAAAAGUGGACCGAGUGUGACCCCACUGUAAGUAGGUAUUUGAGGGGUAAGAAGUCGCGGCCGUCGGUCCACUUGCUCCCUGGCCUUCUUCUGCAGAUAGAGGUGUUACUCUUCUUUGGCGAUUCCGAUGUUAUUUGCAAUAUUAUGGGCGGCGAGAAGAUGGUUCUGGAUAUGAGGUGGGGGGGUGCCGUUAAAAACGGCUUCAGCGAGGCAUCUGAAUACGUCGAGUGGCUCGACGAUGACAAGUCGGCGGGGCGAAUCCGUCUGGAGCGCAACCUCACGUUUGUCCAGGUCUAUAACGCAUCGCACAUGGUUCCGUUUGACAAACCGCUCGUUUCACGAUCGUUGGUGGACUUGAUGUUUGGGAACGUGAAGAACGCCGAGAUGGAUGGGACAAAGGUGAUCAAGACGAGCCCGAUCUCUACGGGGGACAAACCCGAGGAGGGCCCUGAACACAGCCCGGGUGCUUCUGACGAGAAGGAAGACACUCAGACUCAGCAGCCUAGCAGUAGCUUUUACCGAGAGUACAUGAUCGACAUCCUUGAGCUCACGGUAAUUUUUAUCAUCGUAUGGGCGCUCUUGUACCUGUAUAACAAAUUCACCACGCGGCCGUCUUCGAUCCUCACCAACCAGAACUCACAACCUGGCCUGCACAACUCCCGGGCUGGACCUUACGGGAAACCGGGGAGCUCGCAGAGUGCACAAAGUGGCGCCAUACUUGGUUCGUCCCGUGGCCAUAAGAAGAAGAAGUCGGUGCAGUGGGUCGAUCAGGUGGUUAACUUUGACGAUAUUGUGCGAUCAAAGCAGAAGAACAUCUUUAAGAAGGUUUUGACGAAAAUGGGUGUGUCCGACACACUCACUAAGGCUCUGUACUUGCCGUUGGAGAACAGCUUGGCGAAUGAGCCUGAUUGGGACAUUGAGUUGGGGUUGAUCUCUGAGGAGCCCCUGGACUUUGAAGGCGGAAGUUCCAGUCAGCCUUGAAGUGCAAAUAUAUAAGCAUGCACUUUUUAAUAAGGGACUUCUGAAAUAUACAUUCAUAUAUAUAUAUAUAUACGAAUUUAUAGCUAG